AUGUUAUUAGGUCAAAAGCAUGAACAAAGGCAUAAAAGUCUUUUGGCUUUAACUGUGACAUCUCCUUCUUUAAACUCAGCUUUAUCUUGGUCUACCUUCUACAUUGACUUCAAUUCUCUUGAUCUCA
Molecule: messenger RNA, 127 nt
Organism: Scutellospora calospora
Lineage: Eukaryota; Fungi; Glomeromycota; Glomeromycetes; Diversisporales; Gigasporaceae
Source: the annotation of a GenBank genome assembly